AUGCUACCCGGCACAAACCACGCCCGAGCCAUAGCCCGCUCAGGCGUCGACUGGAUCUGCAUCGACACCGAACACGGCAACAUCUCCGACUCUGCCAUGCAUGAAGCCGUCGUCGCCAUAGCCAAAGAAGGCGUCAGUCCCAUUGUGCGUGUUGCUGCAAACGAGGCUUGGAUGGUCAAACGCGCCCUAGACGCCGGCGCCCACGGCAUAGUAGUCCCCCUUAUAUACACCCUAGACGACGCAAAACGCCUCGUCUCCUCUGCCAAAUUCCCUCCAGAAGGAACUCGUGGUUUCGGCUCCCCAAUGCCUGUCCAAUGCUUCAACAAUGAGCCGCUGACAUACUAUCUCCAACAUGCAAACUCUUCACUCCAGACUAUUGUACAAAUCGAAACUGCAUCCGCACUAGCCCAGGUUAGAGAAAUCGCUGCUUUACCGGGUGUAGACUGUUUGCUCAUUGGCCCCUUUGAUCUGGGGAACAAUAUUGGAAGGCCAAUCAUGGGGGAGAUGCAUCAAGAGUUGAAGGAUGCAAUCGAAUCCAUCAAAGACGCGGCGCAUGCAGAGGGCAAGAAGGUGGGCAUCUAUUGUGGAGGCGGAGAUCAGGCGAGGGACUAUGCGGCGCGGGGUUUUGACCUGAUCAGUAUAUUGACAGACCAGCCAGCCUUGACAAGUGCAUUUGCGCAGAGUCUUGCCGUGGCUAGUGGUAAGGUCGAGGGCAGUGGGGAUACGAGUGUCAAGGGAUAUGAUGGCAAAUGA
Messenger RNA from Plenodomus lingam JN3, 753 nucleotides. RefSeq lists its product as uncharacterized. The record is from RefSeq and is a predicted model, not a curated record. Gene Ontology annotation, cellular component: cytoplasm. NCBI's taxonomy places the organism in Eukaryota, Fungi, Ascomycota, Dothideomycetes, Pleosporales, Leptosphaeriaceae. Gene Ontology annotation, molecular function: aldehyde-lyase activity.